Molecule: messenger RNA, 672 nt
Organism: Alternaria ethzedia
Lineage: Eukaryota; Fungi; Ascomycota; Dothideomycetes; Pleosporales; Pleosporaceae
Exons: 2
Coding region: 1-672 (223 amino acids)
Biological process (GO): intracellular protein transport; protein localization to organelle; Golgi to plasma membrane protein transport
Cellular component (GO): Golgi apparatus
Molecular function (GO): GTP binding; GTPase activity
Source: RefSeq, a predicted model, not a curated record
AUGUAUCACCUGUUCAAGUCGAUAUAUCUCCAUGCGACAAGUAAGGAAGAGUACUCCGUCCUCCUCCUAGGCCUCGACAAUGCCGGCAAGACGACACUCCUCGAGCAAAUAAAAGGCACCUACUCGGCCUCGCACCCCAACCUCAAGACCGUUCCCACCGUCGGCCAAAACGUUGCUACCAUCGCCCUUCCACCUCCAAAUCCACCCAUCUACCUCAAGAUAUGGGACGUCGGCGGCCAACAUAGCUUGCGCGGGCUUUGGCAGUCAUACUACAGCAGCUGUCACGCCAUCGUCUUCGUCAUAGACAGCAGCGAUGUAGGCAACGCCACCCUAGCCGACAUGAGCGCGAACAAUGCAGCAAGCAUAGAAGACAUUGGGCGAUUGGACGAGUGCAAGUUGGUCUUGGAGAGCGUGUUGGCGAACGAAGAUGCCAGCGGCGUGCCGAUAUUGAUACUGGCGAACAAGCAAGAUCGCGAAGACUGCGUCGAAGUUGUCAGGAUCAAAGAGGGCUUCGUGAGAAGAGUGUUCGAGGGAGAGAAGGGUGGAAACGUGAGGGACAGCAGAGUACUUCCUUGCAGUGCUCUCACAGGGACUGGUGUGCAGGAGGCGGUGGAAUGGCUGUGCAGUAGGAUGGCAUUCAAUAAAGAGGCAAGACCGCCCGUCAUGAGGUAG